GUCGUCACGUAUCAUCUUGAAGCACACGCUGUUCCUGUGAACGGAGCUCGACUCGCGAAUUCUGAAAUUACGUCAACCACGCGGUCAUGCCGCCGAAGAAGAGCGGCGGUGCCGCGAAAACUAAGGGUAAAUCCUCGGAGGAGAGCGGCACCGGAAAGACGGAGAAGAAAGGAGGGAAUGCUGUGAAGGUUAGGCAUAUCUUGUGCGAGAAGCAAUCAAAGAUACUGGAAGCAUUGGAGAAGCUGAAGGCUGGUCAGAAAUUCAAUGAAGUCGCGGCAACGUACAGUGAGGACAAAGCCAGAUCUGGGGGAGACCUUGGUUGGAUGACGCGAGGUUCCAUGGUAGGACCCUUUCAAGAUGCAGCCUUUGCAUUACCAGUUUCCACCUUAGCAUCUCCCGUCUACACGAAUCCACCGGUGAAAACAAAAUUUGGGUAUCACAUCAUAAUGGUGGAAGGUAAAAAAUAAUUGAAAGUUGCAUAAUCUUUUUUAAAUAUCUUUGUAAAACUUGUUACAUUGAUUUACUGAUCCAGUAAAUAUAUAUGAUAUUAUUUAGAUACUAAUUUGAUUAAUUAUUGUGAUAUUUAUUUUAUUAUAAAAAUAUGUAUUUCUAUUUCUUACAUUUUUACUUGAAGAAAAUCAAGUAAAAAUUUGUAUAGGUAAUUUAACUUGACUUUGUCGUGAAUCAAUGCAUAAUGAGUAAAAUGUUUUUCAAUAAAUAAAUGCAUCGUCGUUC
Pogonomyrmex barbatus (red harvester ant) is the source of this 735-nucleotide messenger RNA. RefSeq names its product peptidyl-prolyl cis-trans isomerase NIMA-interacting 4. Gene Ontology annotation, biological process: rRNA processing. Lineage: Eukaryota; Metazoa; Arthropoda; Insecta; Hymenoptera; Formicidae. The record is from RefSeq and is a predicted model, not a curated record. Gene Ontology annotation, molecular function: peptidyl-prolyl cis-trans isomerase activity; DNA binding.